GUUUACUUUGCCUUUUCCUUCAAAAUUCGGUUCUUUUUAUUUUCUGGUUAUGGUUUAAAAUUCUUUGUUAUUUUCAAGAAUGUCUAAAGGUACGGGACCCUUGUCCAAGUUAUAUAAUGCCACCGUUAGUGCUGUAGAUAAGUUUGUUCCAAGCGCAGCGCAGCCUUUUUGGCAAUCUCCGGCAGGUCCUCGAACCGUGUUUUUUUGGGCGCCAGCGUUUAAAUGGACCUUGGUGCUGGCAGGUCUGAGUGAUACGCUGAAUCGUCCUGCUGCGAACAUCUCGCUCAAUCAGUGUGCCUCCCUGGCAGUCACUGGAUUAAUUUGGUCCCGGUACUCUUUCGUCAUAACACCCAGGAACUAUAGUCUUCUGGCCGUCAAUCUAGCCGUCUUCUUUAUCCAAGGUUACCUAACGAUAAAGCAUCUGAGAUGGCGGAAUGAGAACACCCGAACUGCGGUGUUUAAUCAUAAUUUUCCUAUCAAAUCGGAAGAUGACUGGUAACAAGCCUCUGGAAAUAUCUACUGCGUUGAAUGAUAAAUUGCUGAUGAAUAAAUGAUUAAAUUAUACAA
This is a messenger RNA of Drosophila biarmipes, 567 nucleotides long. RefSeq names its product mitochondrial pyruvate carrier 2. The coding region runs from base 80 to 499 and encodes 139 amino acids. Gene Ontology annotation, biological process: pyruvate import into mitochondria. The transcript is spliced from 3 exons. The record is from RefSeq and is a predicted model, not a curated record. Gene Ontology annotation, molecular function: pyruvate transmembrane transporter activity. Gene Ontology annotation, cellular component: mitochondrial inner membrane. Lineage: Eukaryota; Metazoa; Arthropoda; Insecta; Diptera; Drosophilidae.